AAGUUUGCUAGACAACAUAGCCGAAAGAUUCAAGCUAUUUAUACGCUUUCGGUGUAUAUUAGCUGAUGUGUUUUAGACACACCUUUGUUGUAUCUACUUGUUAACCUAUUUAAUUUAAUAUUACGUUAUUUUGUAUUAGUCAGCUAUAGUAGUUGGCUGGUUAAGUUAGCACUAGCCUAGUCGCUAAUGAUAGCUAGAUAACAUCCCCGACCAUGAGCUCCCUAAACUACUCCCCUCCUGUUAAAGAAGAGGAGAUCUGCUGGACGGAGAAAGAAGCUCUGGGGCUGAACAUUGUGGUGAAAGAGGAGAAGGAAGAGGAUGUCACAGUUAAAAAAGAAGUAGAGGGUGAGUCUGUUACACUGAAAGAAGAAGAGAAAGACGUUUCAGUGAAAGAAGAGGAAGAUGCGUUCAUAGUGAAAGAGGAGGAGGAUGUUAAAGUAAAAGAAGAGGACGGGAAAGAGGAUGUAGUUUUUGGAGUGAAGAAGGAAGGGGAGAUUACUGUCACAUUGAAAGAUGAAGAGGUGGAGAUAGGAGAUCUGAUUAACACCAGAGAGAGAUGUGACCAUCGUGGAUCCUCUGGGGACCCUCAACAACCUCGUGAUGCUGACGAGGCAGAGAAGAGUCUCUCCAGAUCAGAACUCCUCCAGAAACACCAGCAGAGACCCACCGGGAAGAUAUCUAACUGCUGCUCUGAUUGUGGGUUAUAUUUCUCAAUACCAAAUUUACUAAAGGAACACCUGAGAAUACACAUUGGAGGGAAAUCUCACUGCUGCUCUGACUGUGGGAAGAUAUUCAACUCUUCAUCAGACCUUAAAAUGCAUCAACGAAUUCACACAGGAGAGAAAUCUUAUAGCUGUGAUCAAUGUGGGAAGAGAUAUACUACAUCUAGCAAUCUAACUAUACACCAGAGAACACACAAAGGAGAUAAACAAUAUAGCUGUGAUCAAUGUGGGAAGAGUUUUGGUGCAUAUCAAUGUCUGACUAGACACCAGAGAACACACACAGGAGAGAAACCUUAUAGCUGUGAUCAAUGUGGGAAGAGUUUUGGUGCAUAUCAAUGUCUGACUUUACACCAGAGAACACACACAGGAGAGAAACCUUAUAGUUGUACUCAAUGUGGGAAGAGUUUUUCAAGAUCUAGCUGUCUAACAAAACACCAGAGAACACACACAGGAGAGAAACCUCAUAGCUGUAAUCAAUGUGUGAAGAGUUUCUCUACAUCUAGCUAUCUAAAGAUACACCAGAGAACACACACAGGAGAGAAACCUUAUAGCUGUUAUCAAUGUGGGAAGAGAUACUAUGAUAAAUGGUCUCUGAUUAGACAUCAGAAAAUACAUGGAGUUGUUUCAUGAUAUCAAUGAAAUAAUGUCACAAUGUAGAAUGUCUAAACAUUGUAAAUCAAAUCAAAUUUAUUUAUAUAGCCCUUCGUACAUCAGCUGAUAUCUCAAAGUGCUGUACAGAAACCCAGCCUAAAACCCCAAACAGCAAGCAAUGCAGGUGUAGAAGCACGGUGGUUAGGAAAAACUCCCUAGAAAGGCCAAAACCUAGGAAGAAACCUAGAGAGGAACCAGGCUAUGUGGGGUGGCCAGUUCUCUUCUGGCUGUGCCGGGUGGAGAUUAUAACAGACAUGGCCAAGAUGUUCAAAUGUUCAUAAAUGACCAGCAUGGUCGAAUAAUUAUAAGGCAGAACAGUUGAAACUGGAGCAGCAGCACAGCCAGGUGGACUGGGGACAGCAAGGAGUCAUCAUGUCAGGUAGUCCUGGGGCAUGGUCCUAGGGCUCAGGUCCUCCGAGAGAGAGAAGGAGAGAAUUAGAGAACGCACACUUAGAUUCACACAGGACACCGAAUUGGACAGGAGAAGUACUCCAGAUAUAACAAACUGACCCCAGCCCCCCGACACAUAAAUUACUGCAGCAUAAAUACUGGAGUAUUUAGUAGGAGUAUUUUAAUAAUGUCACAAUGUAGAAUGUUUAAACAUUGUAGUAGGAGUAUUUUAAUAAUGUCACAAUGUAGAAUGUUUAAACAUUGUAGUAGGAGUAUUUUAAUAAUGUCACAAUGUAGAAUGUUUAAACAUUGUAGUAGGAGUAUUUUAAUAAUGUCAUAAUGUAGAAGCCUAAAUGUUUCCCCCUGUUCUAUUGAUUUCAGCUCUGGAUAUGGAUAUAUAUUAGCCUCAGGGGAAAAUCCAGGCUCUGUAUUGAAACAAUUUAUGAGAUUUAUGAGAUUUAACAAAAAGAGCUGUGUUACACUUACCACGUUGGUGACCCACUUCAAUCAUAAUGCAACACUUCAAAAUGUAGCUAGCUGUUUGUUUUCUUCAAGUUGUCCUCGAACCAGGGAUGUACACAUUAUUCCCAUAUUCUGUGUAGUUUUUGAGCUGUUCGUUUUAACAGGACGUGCAACCUCAUCUCCCUCCUCUCGGCACAAUUGAUUUCAACGUGAUAUCGAUGAGUUAUGACAAAUAAGUGUUGUGUUCCUUUGUUUAGCGACCCCUACAUUUAAAUGCAUCACUGUUGCCCUGCUUUUAGAAUAUCAGGGUUCAUUCUCAGAUGUGCCAACCAAAAUGUACUAGAGCAUGACAUUGGGGACUGGGCCCCGAUCCAACAACAUGACUAUCUAGUGAACCCUGAAAAGAGAGAGAAGCUCCGCAGUGAGGUGGAAAGUUACUACGGAUAUUUCAUUAGUUUCCUCUUGAAAUCAGACAUGUCUGUGGUAAGGACAACUUGGUUGCUGAUUGUUUCAAGGGUGGGAAGUCAAAAAUAUUUGUGUUUUGCAUUUAACCAGUGCGUUACCAUGGAUCACAAUUUAUCUUGACAUGUUUUUCCGUGUUGUAAAUGAGUUUUAUCUCUUAUUCUUUUCUGUAUUUUGUUGAAACUGCACUGUUGGUGAGGGGGUCAAAAAGUAAGCAUUUCACUGUUGUAUUCAGCGCAUGUGAUUUGAUUUGAGUUUAUUUUGGGGUUCCUUCCAAGGGGAGGAGAGUUCUAGAAGCUUGUGAGUUUUAGGAAAAAAGAGAAAAGAUAUGAUAGUAUAUUAUUAUUUAGAAAUGCAUGUUUUUUUCUUGUUUUUAAUUGUUGACAGCCAGUAGACACCAUGUUUAUAUUGAUGAAAGUAAAGCAUUGUAGUUGAUUAUAAUGUGAAAUGGAAGUCGUUUUCUUGUCAGUUGUUCAACUGAAAUGUGUCUUCGGCACACUGAUUGGUGUCACCUCGUUAGUCAGUAUGUGUUACACCUGUGCUGGCUUGUCCAUCUCGUUAGUGGGAAGGUGUUUCACCUGAGCUGGUCCAGGUUCUAUUUAAGAGUGUCUGGCCCAGUGCUUUAGUUGUCUUGAUAGAUGUGGAUGUUCAGUUGUUUUUUUUCAUUGUUUUUCCUGUGAAGCCAUUGUGUUGCGUCCAUGUCUGAAAUGUGCUGUAUAAAUAAAGCUUGAUUUGAUUUGAA
This is a messenger RNA of Oncorhynchus masou masou (cherry salmon), 3429 nucleotides long. Its product is annotated as gastrula zinc finger protein XlCGF17.1-like. The transcript has 2 exons. Lineage: Eukaryota; Metazoa; Chordata; Actinopteri; Salmoniformes; Salmonidae. The record is from RefSeq and is a predicted model, not a curated record. Gene Ontology annotation, cellular component: nucleus. Gene Ontology annotation, biological process: regulation of gene expression. The coding region runs from base 213 to 1352 and encodes 379 amino acids.